AUGAAGAGACGAGCUUCGAUCCCCGACGAACAGCUGGCGCUCGAGGGUCUGGUGAGCCUCUCCGGCCACCACACCGCUUCAUCUUCUGCCGCCACCACUGCACACCACGGAGCUCAUCUCCUCAAGCAUCAAUCUCAUCUUCCGUGGAACGUGAUGAUGGGCAACGACGACAAACCCGCCAGCGAGAACAACAAGCACCAACAACGCCCUUCGCUCGUGCAGCUGGCUUCGUGCCCCGGCUCUUCGUCAUCUUCAACUUCAUCAUCCGUUCCGCCGAGCGAAUCCAAGAUGCAACGCGGCAGCCGUCCACACUUCUCCGCCAAGGAUGCACUGAAGGACGCCCUGGCGGCCGAGCACUCGGCCACGACACACUACACCGCCAGCAUCCAUCCUCCAUCAUCUUUCUUCUCCACUACGUCUUCUUCAACCACCUCCAUGCCCACAUCACCCCUCUCCUGUCUCUCCUCUCCCCGGUCGUCCUUCUCCCUCCCGCCGCUCUCAUCCACCCUCGCCUCGCUCCACUCAACGUCAACGUCGACCACACCAUCUCCCCGUUCAUCUUUCUCUUCUUCUACGCCGGCAUCUUCGUCGCGCCGGUCCAGCAUCUCCUCAAGCGUCGAGCCGCCCGCCAAGCGCGUCAAGCUCGAGUACCCCGAGCCCGCCACGUCAUCAUCGUCGUCGUCCGCCACAUCAUCGCCCAUGUCGUCGCCGCGCCGCGGAUCGUUCUCUGCUGCGACCACCAUGGUCGCGGCCGGGGUGCCGAUGAUGGACGACCCGCCCGAAGACGCGCAGCUGAUCCCCGUCACGGCCCGCAACCCGCACGGCGGCGAGGUGUGCAUCCACAUCGAGAAGCCGGUGCUCGAGGCGCUCACCGCGAGCGGCAUCUCGCCCGAGAGCAUCGUCGACCUGAUCGUGCAGAACGACAAGGAGAGCCGCGACCAGGUGAUCCGCGAGACCGGCUUCUCGACCAACUACAUCAUGAAGCUCCAGCGCCGCGUGCUCCACUCGUCGUCGCAGCUCCAGCUGCCGCCGCCGGUGCGCCACUCGUUCGCCACCGGGGUCGACCUCCACGUUCUGUUCGACUCGGACGGCGGGCCGCUCUUCAUGAAGAAGGAGCUCUGCACCAUCCUGGGCAUGAAGGGCACCACCUUCAGCUACUGGAAGAAGAAGUCCAACGUCGAAGACACCGACACGAGCAAGGACUUUCGGCUGAUGGACAUCUGCCGCACCCUGUUCGGCGGCCGCGCGACCUACACCCUCUACUCGCCCGCCUCGACCCUCACCAUCCUCAACGAGAUGGAGACCUCGCGCCAGAAGAACUCCUUCUCCAACCUGGCCGCGCUCAAGUUCCUGGUCACCACCUACGGCCAUCCGGCCUCGGCCUCGGCUUCGACUUCGUCGUCGACCAGCACCACACCAACGCCGCCGACGGCCACAGCGACGGCGGUGACGAUCGGUUCGCUGCUGCUCGAAGGGACCAGCGCGGCGGCGGAUGCGGUGAGCGCGGCCCACCCGGCCGCCUGCUGA
Molecule: messenger RNA, 1527 nt
Organism: Acanthamoeba castellanii str. Neff
Lineage: Eukaryota; Discosea; Longamoebia; Acanthamoebidae
Exons: 2
Coding region: 1-1527 (508 amino acids)
Source: RefSeq, a predicted model, not a curated record